UUCAUCUUAUAUUCUUACAUGAACUAGCUGGUUUCUUCAGUUUGAAAAAAUAAAAUCAUCAAUCAAAAACCUUUCUUUUACUAAGUUUUGUAAUAGUGUGGGAAAUGGAGAUAGUUUUCUCAGUUUGGAUGGUGUUGAGUGUUAUUUUGGGAGGUUUAUUGGCAUUUUUUGGAAUCUUGAAAAAUGCAAAUGAGUGGUUUUAUGUGAGAAGGCUAGGAAAAAAGAGAGAUUUGCUUCCUCCUGGUGAUAUGGGUUGGCCUUUCAUUGGCACACAAUUAUCUUUCCUUAAAGCCUUUAAAUCCGAUAACCCGGAUUCUUUCAUCUCCACCCUUGCUACAAGGUUUGGACCAACAGGAAUAUACAGAGCUGUAAUGUUUGGAAAACCAUGUGUUAUACUCACAACACCUGAAUCCUGCAAGAAAGUUUUAUCAGAUGAUGCAACAUUUGGACCUGGUUUUCCUGAAUCAAUCACAAAACUCAUGGGGAAGAAGGCAUUUCAUGGCAUAACUCAGGAAGAACACAAGCGUCUUAGAAGGCUAACCACAGCUGCCCUUAGUGGUCAAGAAGCAUUGUCAAUUUACCUCAAACACAUUGAAGAAAUCACCAUUAAUUCUCUGAAGGAAUGGGCUGGAAUGUCGAGACCUAUCGAGUUCUUGACUGAGAUGAGGAAGAUUGCUUUCAAGGUGAUUAUGUUUGUUAUGGUGGGUGAUACAAGUACUGAUCAUUUUAUCAUGGAGGCAUUGGAGAAGGAGUAUACAACUUUGAAUCAUGGGUUGAAGUCCAUGGCUAUUGAUCUGCCUGGCUUUGCUUAUCACAAUGCCCUCAAGGCUAGGAAGAACUUGCAGAAGAUAUUCCAGGGAGUGGUAGAUAAAAGAAGGAUAGAAGAAACAAUGGCAAAUAAGCAAGAAGAAAAGAAAGAUAUGUUGGAUAUGCUGAUGGGAAUUGAGGAUGAGAACAAGAGUAAAUUGAGUGAUGAGGAGAUUGUAGAUUUGAUUAUCAUGUUUUUAAAUGCUGGACAUGAAUCCUCUGGUCAUGCAGCUAUGUGGGCUGUUGUGCUCUUACAAGACCACCCUGAAGUCUUCCAGAAAGCUAAGGAAGAACAAGAACAUAUUGUAAACAAACGACCACCAAAUCAGAAAGGACUGACAUUGAAAGAAACAAGACAGAUGGAGUAUCUAUCCAAGGUAAUUGAUGAGACACUACGCGUGGUUAACAUCUCAUUUACACUUUUUAGAGAAGCAACCAAGGAUGUUAACAUCAAUGGUUAUAAUGUACCAAAAGGAUGGAGGAUAUUAACUUGGCUAAGAAGUGCUCAUCUAGAUUCUAACAAGUACCCCAAUUCAAAGGAAUUUAACCCUUCAAGAUGGGAUGAUCCUAAAACAAGAGCGAAUUUCAUUCCGUUUGGAGCAGGAAGUAGGAUGUGUCCUGGACGCGAUUUAGCAAAACUUGAAGUUUAUACAUUUCUUCACUACUUCCUCCUAAACUACAAGUUGGAGAGGAUUAAUCCCAAAUGUCCUGUAAGAUACUUGCCAAUCUCAAGGCCUGAAGACAAUUGUCUAGCCAUAAUUCGAAGGGUGUCAUAAUUACUUACCACAUUAUAAGGAAAAAUUGUUUAUGCUUUUGUACUUUGUUUUUCAUUGUUUGUCAAAUACUGUACUAUGAAUAUGUAACUAAAAUAGUGUUUAAACACCAAAUACAUUUUCUCAAAGCUAUUACCUUUUGGCUUAUAAAGUUGUAUGAAGUGUAGAAAGAUAGGAGAA
This is a messenger RNA of Spinacia oleracea (spinach), 1760 nucleotides long. RefSeq names its product ent-kaurenoic acid oxidase 2-like. Gene Ontology annotation, cellular component: endoplasmic reticulum. Gene Ontology annotation, biological process: brassinosteroid biosynthetic process; multicellular organism development; sterol metabolic process. Gene Ontology annotation, molecular function: ent-kaurenoic acid monooxygenase activity; heme binding; iron ion binding. The transcript is spliced from 8 exons. Bases 105 to 1583 code for a protein of 492 amino acids. NCBI's taxonomy places the organism in Eukaryota, Viridiplantae, Streptophyta, Magnoliopsida, Caryophyllales, Amaranthaceae. The record is from RefSeq and is a predicted model, not a curated record.